Molecule: messenger RNA, 494 nt
Organism: Parasteatoda tepidariorum (common house spider)
Lineage: Eukaryota; Metazoa; Arthropoda; Arachnida; Araneae; Theridiidae
Source: RefSeq, a predicted model, not a curated record
CAUAUGAGGAUGGUACCGAAUUCGAAGAUGAAUUCGAUGGGGAUGAUUUUGAUUCGGAAGAGAUUGAUUGUGAUGAAGAGUAUAUGGUGGAGUUAAGAGCUGAGGUGUCAUCAUCUGAUGAUGAUGAAGUUAAUGAUGAUGAUAUUGGGUAUGAUGAUGAUGAGGGUGAUGAUGUUGGUUAUGAGGUUAAGGAUGAGUUUAAUGAUGAUGAGGGUGAUGGAGUUGAGAAGCUGGAUAGUGAGGAAUUGUUCCUAUUCAGCGAUGUAAAAAUAGCGAAACUCUAUAAGAUGGAUUUAGUGCACGAUAAGGACUCAAUCGAGUACGGCAUUGAGGACGAUAGAUUGAAAAGUCGUGAUGGUCCCUUAAGAGACGAAAUAGAUUUUUGGCAACGAAGCGAUAUCGAGCUUACCAUCAAUGAACAAUCUGAAGAAAAUGAGAAAGGAUGCUUCAAUUUCUUUUCUCGAAUCUUCAGGAGAUUGUUUAAGAGAAAGUAG